AAAAAAUGAAUCAACUUAUUGUUGUUGUUUCUACACACCUUUUUAAAAGUAACAAAAAAAAAAUAUGUCGAAAGCUGCUUCAUUAACUGGAACAAUCUUAAACAGAACUUGUCGUAACAAUGUGUAUCCCAAGAGUGAUGUAAAACGGUUUCCUGUACCUAAUGAGUACAUUCAGUGGUGUGUGCCUUAUGCUGAGUAUGCUCCCCCAACGUAUACGGCGCCGCAUAUUUCAUCACAAGUGUGGGCCGAUCCGGACAUAAAUUCAUCUGAAUUUAAGCCAAAAUGGGGACAAAUAGAUGGAAACAUUAAUCGUGCUUCCUUCAAUGGUUUUUAUGAAAUUGAUAAUAAUGGUUGUCCUAUCAAUCCCGUAGGACGAACAGGCUUGCGUGGACGUGGCCUACUAGGACGUUGGGGACCUAAUCAUGCUGCAGAUCCUAUAGUCACACGAUGGAAACGCGACGCUGAAGGGAAGAUUGUUACAAGUCCGCAAAGUGAAAAAAAUAUUCUACAGAUGGUGGCCAUUCAAAGACAUGACAAUAAAAUGUGGGCAAUACCUGGUGGUAUGGUAGAUCCUGGUGAAAAAGUUAGCACAACACUUAAAAGAGAAUUUAUAGAAGAAGCUCUAGACGGCUCGGGUACAGCCGAGCAAGAAAAAAUAGAGCAAUUUUUUGCCAAAGGUACAGAGGUAUACAAGGGUUAUGUUGACGAUUAUCGCAAUACGGACAAUGCCUGGAUGGAAACUGUGGCUUACAAUUUUCACGACAAUGAUGGAACACAAGUGGGUAAAAUUCAACUUACCGCUGGAGAUGAUGCUGCUGCUGUCAGAUUGUUAGAUUUGAAUAAAAAUAUCGAAUUGCAUGCUAAUCACAUUGAUAUAGUGAAGAAAGUUGUUGAUAUGUUAAAUGCGCAUUGGUAAAGUUAAACUUUGUUUGGAACCUCUAUGAUUUUUUACUUUAUGGUCAAUAAAAAAUGCAUUAUUUUUAAAACUUUAAA
Molecule: messenger RNA, 993 nt
Organism: Calliphora vicina (urban bluebottle blowfly)
Lineage: Eukaryota; Metazoa; Arthropoda; Insecta; Diptera; Calliphoridae
Product: ADP-ribose pyrophosphatase, mitochondrial
Exons: 2
Coding region: 65-916 (283 amino acids)
Molecular function (GO): ADP-ribose diphosphatase activity
Source: RefSeq, a predicted model, not a curated record